CUAAAAUGCAGGGAUUUUUCCUCAUUACAGCGUUGCUGUAUCUGUCAGUUGCUUGUCUGGUAAGUGACGUUUCAAUGUUACGUUUCUGUUUUUUAUUCCCGGCUUAUUGUAUCGAUUAGCGACAUUAGCCUUGCUAAGAAGGAUUUUCCCUGAUGACAAUUCUUGGUAAGCGAGCUCCCAUGCGGUUUCAAUUUGGCCAAUUUUUCUUUUCCAGAUUCUGGAGCACACGGUUUGUUAUAUUGUUAUAUCCGAUCCUGUUUAUUGCGGUUUUUGUCAUGAAUGUUUUAUUAAUCUGAUCUCUCCAAUUUAGAAGUCGUUUGUUCUUUUUCUUAAAUGGACUUGUAGUAUUCAAUUGUCAGUGUUUUAGCCUCUAAAACCGGCCACUUCUUAACGGUAUACAGUACUUCUAGUAAAUCUUUCACUGCUUUUCUACAGCCUCAAAGAAAUACAAAUUAUCCCCAAUAACGAUCUUUUAUGACAUAUACACUUCUAGAAUGCGGACAGCGUUCAUGUAAAGCUAUUUUAGGUGGUUUUAUUGUCACUUGUUGCCAAUGUUUACUGUAAAAAAUACAAGGCGUCUAGAACUUUACUGUUAUAUUACCUUUUUUAACCCUUCCUCUAAGAAGUGAAAGGAGGAAGUUCCCCUAAAUCUGGAAAGUAAAGAACAGCCGCAAGCAGCGGUUUCUCUUUUCCAUGGCUUUUAGCGUUUACAAAGUUGUUCGAAAAGCCAUGCAAGAGAUAAACAGACCUUGCUCGCAGGGUAUCCUAGCGUUCGACGCGAUCAUUCGUGUAAAAUACUUUUGUACGGUAAAUGCGAAAUUUCCGAUUGAUGGUUGUUGAAAUAAUUUUCUUUUUCUAGUCUAAACAAAACGAAACAAAAGACCAACACUCUAGCUGAAGUAAAAUAGUCUAAAUAUUUGGGGAAAUGUGCGGAAUUUCCAGGGGUACCCGCGCGGUAUUUCCCAUAACUAUGCCUUUACUGUAGUAUCCACCCAAGCUGGGAUUUCAUGCGCUUGAAACAAAGCUCAGUUCUUUUAUUCAAUUCGAGUUGUAAAAAUAGAGCAGUUUGUUUUCUCCUGGGAAGUGAGAGACGGCCUUCGAAUGUUCAAGGGUAUCUUUCAACACCAUUGAAAGCGGCUUUCCUUGACAGCUCCCAGAUCAAUCUAUUUUGGUUAUUUUUACUGGUGGCCGCGAUUCUUUUCCCAAAAACUAGAAUGCCGGACUUGAAAAGGCCUACUUUCGUCCUCUAUUUUGGGACCAAAAAAUCAUAAAUAGUUACGAAAACUAUCGGACAUAAUGUAACGUACAUGUAGGGCUGAUGUUGUUUUUGAGAUUCCCCACAGCGAAAACAUGAGAUUUUUCUGCUUGCUUUGACAGGGGGUCUCUUUAAAAGGGGCUAAAGGUUAAACGGUCGUCUAGACAAUUAAGGGCUUCGAAAAAGGACUUCUUUGACUUUAUUGAUGCGGAAAUGACGAUGUUUCGUGACUAUUUCAAAAUGUAGAAAUUGUUACUCCUUUGUCCGAAGAUCUUGAAGCGCCAGAUGAAUCUAGGCUGAUAAGAAUAGCUAAGAAUGGUGUAAGAGUGCGUGGGAAAAAUAAAAUUAUUAACCUGUCUCUUCCAAUCUGGUGGAAUUGGCCAGCUGGAGGAACGGUUGCGCUUCUCGAAAAAUAGUCGCACGCUAUUAAUUCUUCUCUUUGGCUGGUUGUGUUUUUUGGUUGCGUCUCUAAGCUGGAACCAAAAAAACCAAAAUUCAAAACCAAAAUUAAAAUGAAUUCAAAUGUAUAACAACAAGAGAGCCGCAAUAUAAUUUAAGUUCACCACCAUCUCACUCAAAUUUAUAUAUUUCAAACAAUUAAUGUAGAACGCCUUUCUCUUACCGCUGGAAAGUUUGGUAACCAUUGACCUGUUUGGUUUCAGUCCGCUUCCGUGAUGACUUACUUCUAGAAGACAAUUUCUUGUUUAAGAUCGGGGUGGUCCAUUCACAAGUUACACUUACCGGGCGUGAUAAUCUUUGUAGUACUUACUUUUGAGUGAUACUCUUACCCGGGUCUUAGCAUGAACAAGGCUACUCAAGACUGCGAGAGGUCCCUCUUUUUUCCUUUGUUUUAAGUUUUCAAGCAAAAAAAAAAAAAAAAAUGGCCACGGUGGGGGGGGGUCACUGCAUUCCACUUACUGUGACGAAAAAUAACUGCUUGAACGGUCUUCCCAUUUAUCCUUUUUCCAGGUUCACAAUCCCCAGAAUUACAAGCUAAACCACAUGGCACCUAAGUUUUUAUCGAGAAAAAGCUCGUGUUGCGAACUUAAUUCAAGAGGUCGGAAGUCGUCUACCGCGUGAAAAUUUGAUCGCGCUUAAUCAUGACCUUUGCCUGCCUUUCCUUAAACGAAAAUACUCUCAUUACCUCAAGUGAUUAUUGCAAUUUGUUUGUAGGCCGUAACUGCCACCAAUCUCUUAGUUUUGAAGGCACCAUUUUCUCCAGCGCGAGUUCGAAAACCUCUCUGAUCGAGGCCGGUUUUAUCGGGAGUGCAUACAGUGAGACAAUAGGAACUUUAAGAUCCAACGACGCCACGGCAAUGAGAACGUCGCUUAAAAAGUGAAUUUGCAUUCUUUCAGUCUUUACCGCAAUUAUUCCUACUCACUUACUUUGUCAAAUGUAGGCGAGCCCUCCUGGCGUUGAAUUCCUAGGCACCCUAUCCAAGUACAGAGAGAGAAAUCAUAGUUCGUCGUUGCUUGUUUACGUCCUCCAUAAAACGCAAAAUUAGGCAUGUUUACGUCGUAGUCGUGCAAAAACAGGGGCAGAGAAAUGUACAAAAAAGCGUGGUGCACGUGCAAAGUUGUUGUUUUGCUAUUCACUUUAUUUAACGAGGGUAACACUAAAUAGCCAAAGGCUAAUAAGCUUGUGGCCCUCAAGAUCGUUGGAUCUUAAGGUGAUGUUACACGAGCCGAUUCGCAACGACGAUUUUUAGCGCAAAACAGCGUUGCAAUAUAGUUGCGACAUUGUUUCAAAUGGCUGCAAUAUUGUUCCGACAUUACAACCCUGUGUUGCGCUAUAAAUCGUCGUCGCGAAUCGUCACCUUUAAAGUCGCUUAUGUCCGCUGUGCAACAACACACUGUUUCUUGCUUUUGUCCCUUUUUUUUAUUUUUGUCAAGGUCGUAAAAGGACAAGAUGACCCUUGUAGAGGCGUAGUCUGUCCAAGAGGCCGCAUGUGUGUACCCCACACAAACGAUGAGGGGAAGAGCUAUUCCACCUGCGAAUGUCCAACCAGUUGCACACCGGAAGUGAACGAGCCUGUUUGCAGUUACUACAAUACAUCUUUCAUCAGUCGCUGUGAGAUGCAUAAGUUCGCAUGUGCACACGACCUAACCAUGAAAGUGAAGAAUGAAGGAAGCUGCCCUUCGGAUACAGUCGGUAAUUAGUGUAAACCAGGGCCCAGUCGAUUAGUACUAACCCGGGGUUUAAUUUUAAUCUUGGUCUCUUUAUCAUUUGUUGUUUUUCUCUAUUCCUUUUAGAGCAUCCAAUCUUGAAGUUGUAGGCGAAAAGAAUGUUUUUUUAAGGAUUCAUAUCUGAAUUUAAAUUUCGCACUAACCCUGGGUUGUCUUAACCUAGCUUUGAUCAACUCGGCCCUGGGUCCAAUCUCCCCAUAAGUUUGGUGCCAAGCGAAUAAAGGGGAGGGGAGGGAGAGGCAGGGUUGGAGACUCUCCAAGGGGGGGUUAACCCCCUCUAAGUGCUCGUUGUGACCAGCAACAAAUUUAUCCCAACAAUAUCACUGCCAAAUCAAAAGUGCAGAUCAAGAGAAAGAAUGAAAUGAUAAACAGUGAUAAUAGGUCAUGAUGAUGUCUUGACGUUUGAACAAAGUUUCUUAAGCAGUACAGUAAGAAACAUAUCUAUGGAGAGCGGUGUGGAGAAUAUACAUGUUGACAUCGGGGCUGAAAAGGUUAAUGCGCGCGAGUGCGGCACUGCCUGAAAGACGCGCGCGCGUGAGGGAGGAUUCUAUUCCGCGGCGUCUAUUAUAGACUUUCGAAAAAGUCCUUUAAUUUGGCGCGGGACCUCUCACGACUUCGUCGCGACUCCUUACAUCACUGACAACAAUUAUUACAAUAAAUCAGUUGUUCAUAUUAUAUAAAACAGAGAGAUACUUUAAAUUACAAUUCAAUGCCUCGCUUUUUUGGUGAGAUAGUAGAAUCAUAAUUGUCUACAUAGUGUAGAUUACAAAGGUGCACCGAGUUUUCUUCUAACAAUCCCUGAAUAACGACUUUUUUUCUGAUUGCAUGUGUAGUGUCAAUUGUGGCGUUUGUUUGUGGACGGCGUGUAAUGCAGUAAAUACGGUAAUAGAAGAGGAUGUUUUAGCCCUAAGGAUGUGUAUAACCAGCAAACGAAAUUUCACGGUGCAUUGUCCUUGAUCGUAAGAACAUUUACGUGUUCCUUUGCAGUUGCUUGUUCCGAAGACUAUCUCCUACAAUUUCCAACUCGGUAUCUGGAGUGGAUAAUGAUUGCUCGUGAAGUCUUCCUUGAUCCAACAUUUUCUCUAAGCUCUGGAGCACGCGCCGAUGCCUUAACUGAAGCAGAAAGAAACACUAUCCUGUCGGUAAGAAGAAUGUGACACUAAAUUCCCCCAAGCGUGGAGGAAUAGUACUUUUAGGAUGCCUCCUAGCACUUUCCCUGCCAUCUUGGAGCCUUAAGUAGGCUAUAAUAUAUCGAAAUUUUUCUACCAGCUCGUUAAUUAAGACAAUCUUUUCCUUUUCAUUAUUUUUCAGUGGGAAUUUGAUUACAUUGACAAGAACAAGAACAAUGUCCUUGAUAAUGAAGAAGUGGGCCGAAUAUUUUUCGACUUGCUGAAUGCCGAGCCUUGUAUUGAAGGCUUCCUCUUGUCCUGUGACCAGAAUGAGAAGGAAGGAAUUGAACGCCGCGAAUGGGAUUCCUGUUUUCCAAAAACAGCAGGUAACAUUUGACCCGAAAUAUAUCAGGUUUGACUGCAGCAAACCACGCGACACAGAUAACCAGGAUCACUUAUACUGUUAGGUCUUUUUCUGUAAAGCAAAUUCAUCCCCUGGGACUUUCCCUUAGAAAACGGGAGAGCCUGCCAUUCGCCACUUCAGAAACAAGAGGGAACCUAGGCCGAGUUAACUUUGCAAAGGCUUAUGGGACCGUUACUAAGGACAGGGGAAACAACAUUGGCCAAUAG
Porites lobata is the source of this 5181-nucleotide messenger RNA. NCBI's taxonomy places the organism in Eukaryota, Metazoa, Cnidaria, Anthozoa, Scleractinia, Poritidae. The record is from the annotation of a GenBank genome assembly.